This is a messenger RNA of Paramuricea clavata, 1305 nucleotides long. The record is from the annotation of a GenBank genome assembly. Lineage: Eukaryota; Metazoa; Cnidaria; Anthozoa; Malacalcyonacea; Plexauridae.
GAUCCUUACUCGUUGCAAUAUGUGAAGGUUGAUGACGCCAUUCGUGCUUUGGUCGAUAUGGACCCCUGGGCGCUGAUGGCAAAGUUCGACGUCCAAACAGCUUAUCGUAAUAUCCUGAUACACCCUGAUGAUCGUUACCUCUUAGGUAUGAAAUGGCGUGAUCGUUUCUACGUUGAUCUCGUAUUGCCAUUUGGUUUGCGGUCGGCCCCGUUUAUCUUCAACUCGGUUGCUGAGGCCGUCGAAUGGAUCUUGGUGCGUAAUUAUGCUGUCAGCCCGCUGUUCCAUUAUUUGGACGAUUACUUAACCAUGGGUCCUGCCAAUUCGUCCAUUUGUCAAUCCCACAUGGAUACCGCCUUUACCGUGUUUGCCCGCUUGGGUCUCCCUUUGCAUUUGCAAAAGUGCGAGGGUUCGUCCACUGUUUUGGUGUUUCUCGGUGUCGAGUUGUAUUCCGUACAGCAGUUAGCUCGUUUGCCCCGUGACAAGGUCGAUCGCAUCCUGCGGCUUCUCCAGUCGUGGUCUCGUAAGAAAACGUGUACGCGUCGUGACUUGGAGUCCUUGAUUGGCUCCCUUCAUCAUGCCUGCCGAGUUGUGGUGCCUGGUCGUACCUUUCUUCGUCGCAUGAUCGAUCUAUUAUGCUGUUUUCGUCAUCGCGACCAUCCCAUUCGCUUGAAUGUUGAGUUUCGUAGAGACCUACAAUGGUGGCUGUCUUUUUUCCUAGAGUGGAACGGAGUGUCCUUUUUUCUUUCACCCGCUGUGUCUCCGUUACCUGAUCUAGUUGUUUCAUCCGAUGCGUCAGGUUCCUGCGGUUUUGGGGCCCUAUGGCACAUGCAGUGGUUUUACAGCUCCUGGUUUUUUCUGCGUUUUCUUUCGUUUGCGCUUACAGGAGUUUCGUCGUGUGGCCCCUCAUUCCGAUCUACUCCCCCUUCCAAUCCCACCGUCGCUGUUGUCGCGCCUGGUACCGCCUGCUUGAUCAACCAGUGUUUUGGUUUCUUGGCCCAAGGUUUGCCUCCAUCCACUCGCCGUGUCUACGCUGCUGGGCAACGCGCCUAUUUCCAGUUUUGUUCGACUUUUGACCCUCCGUCUUUUCCGUCGUCGGAAUGGCUGUUGAUGUUAUUUGCGACCUGGCUUGCUCAGACUCGGAAUUUAGCUCCGUCUUCUGUCUCGUCGUAUAUUGCUGCUGUCCGUUCUUGGCACAUUGACCUUGGCGCACCAGAUCCCACCCGCGGGGCGACCAGAUUGGCCAGAUUGUUACGUGGCAUCCGCCGCUCUCGUUCUUGGCCUGCAUUGACACGUUUCCCUGUUUAA